Closterium sp. Yama58-4 is the source of this 492-nucleotide messenger RNA. NCBI's taxonomy places the organism in Eukaryota, Viridiplantae, Streptophyta, Zygnematophyceae, Desmidiales, Closteriaceae. The record is from the annotation of a GenBank genome assembly.
AUGGCGCGAAACACGCCUACUCCGGUGAAGGAGCUGCGCGCAUCCCUCGGUCCGCUCCCCAAGCACGCGCGGAUAUUCUGCUCCGACGCGUGCCUGCGCCGAUACCUGCGCGCGCGCAACUGGCACGUGCAGCGCGCCGAGCGCAUGCUGCGCAACACGCUCAAGUGGCGCGACCAGUGCCGCCCGGAGGAGAUUCGAUGGGUACUGCUUAACAUCAUUCCUUCCCGCCAUCCACUUGUUCCCGCCAUCCGCUUGUUCCCGCCAUUCACUUUUUCCCGCCAUCCACAUUUCUUCACACCAAACAAACGUCCAAAUCAUGCCACCCGUCAUGGCGGUGUUGGGUGUCCAAUUUUCCCUUCUCCGUUUGCCACCGCCCCACUCCCUUGUGCACUUCCCCCUUCCUUCCGCAUCAUCCGCAUCUGGUGCAUGAACGUGCGUUUUGUGGGCCGUGUGCUGAACGCAACUGCAUCCUUUUGCGCGAUUGCAGGCUGA